This is a messenger RNA of Sporothrix brasiliensis 5110, 1281 nucleotides long. RefSeq lists its product as uncharacterized. The transcript has 4 exons. The record is from RefSeq and is a predicted model, not a curated record. Gene Ontology annotation, molecular function: Hsp70 protein binding; ATP binding. Gene Ontology annotation, biological process: protein refolding; response to heat. Gene Ontology annotation, cellular component: cytoplasm; cytosol; nucleus. NCBI's taxonomy places the organism in Eukaryota, Fungi, Ascomycota, Sordariomycetes, Ophiostomatales, Ophiostomataceae. The coding region runs from base 1 to 1281 and encodes 426 amino acids.
AUGGUUCGCGAGACGAAACUCUACGAUGUCCUUGGCGUUUCGCCAACAGCUACCGAGCAGGAGCUGAGAAAAGCAUACCGUGUCGGCGCCCUCAAACACCAUCCUGACAAGAACGCACACAACCCGGCUGCCGAGGAGAAGUUCAAGGAAAUCUCCCACGCCUACGAGAUUCUGUCCGACGCAAAUAAGCGCCAGGUCUACGACCAGUAUGGCGAGGCCGGCCUCGAGGGCGGUGCCGGCGGCGGCGGCGGCAUGGCCGCCGAGGACCUGUUUGCCCAGUUCUUCGGCGGCCAGGGCUUCGGCGGCGGCCUUGGCGGCAUGUUUGGCGGCGGCGGCGGCGGCAUGCAAUCGCGCGGCCCGCCAAAGGCCCGCACCAUCCACCACACGCACAAGGUCUCCCUGGAAGACAUCUACCGCGGCAAGGUCUCUAAGUUGGCCCUGCAGCGGUCGGUGAUCUGCCCCAAGUGCGAGGGCCGCGGCGGCAAGGAGGGCGCCGUGCGCGUCUGCCCGGGCUGCGACGGUCACGGCAUGAAGACCAUGAUGCGCCAGAUGGGCCCCAUGAUCCAGCGCUUCCAGACGGCCUGCCCCGACUGCAACGGCGAGGGCGAGAUCAUCAAGGACAAGGACCGGUGCAAGAACUGCAACGGCAAGAAGACGGUCGUCGACCGCAAGGUCCUGCACGUGCACGUCGACCGUGGCGUCAAGAGCGGCACGCGCGUCGACUUCCGCGGCGAGGGCGACCAGGCCCCCGGCAUCCAGGCCGGCGACGUUGUCUUUGAGAUCGAGCAGAAGCCGCACGCGCGCUUCACCCGCCGCGACGACGACCUGCUGUACAACUGCGACAUUGAGCUCGUCACGGCCCUGGCUGGCGGCACCAUCUACAUUGAGCACCUCGACGACCGGUGGCUGUCCGUCGACAUUCUGCCCGGCGAGGCCAUUUCACCAAACGCUGUCCGCAUGGUCCGUGGUCAGGGUAUGCCCACGUACCGCCACCACGAUUUCGGCAACUUGUACAUCAAGUUCAACGUCAAGUUCCCCGAGAAGAACUGGACCGAGGACCCGGCCGCCUUCGAGGCCCUCCGCAGCCUGCUGCCCUCGCCCGCUGUCGAGAACGUCCCGCCGACCGACGCUAUGACCGAGGCCGCCGAUCUCGAGGACGUCGACCCCACCGCCGGCGGCAGCGCGCGCGGCUUUGCGGGUGCCAGCAACCCCAACGCCAUGUCCGACGACGAGGACGACGGCCACCCGCAGGCCGAGCGCGUGCAGUGCGCGUCGCAGUAA